Molecule: messenger RNA, 3985 nt
Organism: Pomacea canaliculata
Lineage: Eukaryota; Metazoa; Mollusca; Gastropoda; Architaenioglossa; Ampullariidae
Product: transmembrane protein 169-like
Exons: 2
Coding region: 299-922 (207 amino acids)
Source: RefSeq, a predicted model, not a curated record
CGGGUCUUUAAUAACAUUUUUACCAUCUAAGGAUAUUGGAAGACAGUUUGAUUUCUACAAACAGUUUUAUUAUGGUGUGAGGGGCUCUGAGAAAAUGAGCGGAAAUAGCAGACCAAGGACGUGAUCAUGGUGUGGAUAUUUCUGACACACAAGGCCCUGCAGGUUGUACAGAGGCAUCUAUGAAGCAGCUGUCUUCGGUGUUGCAAGUUUCUGUAUGAUGAUCCUUGAUGAUUGGAUCUGUCAUCUGCUUGCCAGAUUUUGAUGCAGUUCUGGAGUAUUCUGAUAAGGAACAACAAAGAUGCAGUCUCCACUGGAUCAGGAAAAAGCUGAAUGGAUGGAGCUAACACGUCCUCUUGCCAAACGAAGAUUGCCUAAUCAGCCAGGCCAACAAAUUGUUACAGUGCCAGGGACAAUUCAGCAUGGAAAUCAAGCUGGACAGUCAGUGGACAUUCACUUAGAAUUGUCUGGUGCUGAGUUUUGUCGUUUGACCAGUAGAGACACUGCUGCCCCAGGAAAAUGCUCAUGUGGAACUAAGCAAGGUCCACACAUCACCCUGUUAUCAGUGCUCUUCAUCCCUUUCUCCUGGGUCUCCUCACUUUGUGUUGCUUUCUACUAUGGAGCAAUGUCAUGGUACAAUUUUUACAUUUAUUUCAGUGAGGAAAAAACUAUUUGGCACAAGAUCUCAAUCUGCCCUUUCCUAAUUCUUAGCUUUCCCCUCUCAGUUGGGUUGUCAGCUAUUGGAAUUGCACUGUUUGCAUGUAUAAUUCAAUUAUCAUGGUGCUUUGACACUUGGUUGAAAGAAAUCCGAGACUUUGAGAAGGGUUUUUAUGCUUGGUUUUGUAAUUUUGUUGGGCUUGCUCAGUGUUCACCUUAUGAAAUUAUUAUUCUCGAUGAGGACGGUGCAUUUCCUGAUCGUAGCUAAUGUGAAACAAAUCAAUUUUUGCACACGAAGGCAUUUCAUUUUAGUUGCAGUAUAUUUUACCAUGAUUGUAAUAAUGUUUUUAUUUAAAGAGCUGCUUUUGAUGGGAGGUCAACAGUCUAAAAUUGUUAUUGUGGAAUAAAUGUAUCAUUUGCAAUUGAUUGUAUGCAUCAUUAUUUGUCAAAAAAAACAAAACAAUCAUUUGCACAUCUGAUAAUCUUCAUCAGUUCAUGAAAAACAAUAAGUGGUGGUAGUAAUUGACUUAAGCAUAAUUUACCUUUUUUGAACUGUGCUAUUAAUACUAAUAAUCUGAUUAAUGAGACUGAAUAAUUGUAUUUAAAUUUGCAGCAGAUCUAGUUUGUUGCAGUUCGUUGUGUUGCAUGUGGUUGUGACACACAAAAAAUAUUGACUCUAUUGUAAUUGCUUCUUAUUAAUUUAUAUGCCUGCAGAUGGCGACAGGUCUUAAAGUUUACAAACCCAGUUCUAGCUCAUUCCAUUUUAUAGUAUGCUGUUUUAUAUGUAUGUACAUGAUAUUUUUAUCAUUCAUUGCUGAAAUGUGAUAAAGUUCCUCUUUUGUUUUUCUUUCAAGUAUACUAAAUAUGAUUUAUUCUUAGUUUUAUAAACAUAGUUUAUUUCUGGAGGCAAUUUUUAAUUGCAUUAAUGAUUUGGUGAAGUGCUGUCAUGGCCAGAUGUUACAAAGGUUAACUGCUUUGUUUCAAUAUUAUUCCCAAAUCUCAGGGAAUAACACCCUUCCAUUCAUGAGAUAUAAGUAUCCAGCAUUGACAUUCUCUAACAGGCAUGAGAGAAGGUCAGACCUGAAGUGUCCUUGGAGCCUUGACAGCAUAAUUAUUUUUGUAUACAGUAAAACUGUAGGCUGGAGCACUUUCUUUAGACUGGUGUCCACAUCAGCAAUGACAAUGAUUAACUUUAUUUUUUCCAGUUUGAAAAUGGGAAGGUGCUUUGGUUACAAGGAAACAGUUAGAAAUGAAAGUAAGAAUAAAGUUGCAAGGUGCAGCAUUUAAAGAUAUUAGCAAUGAAAAAAAAGGCAAGUGACAAUUAUACAUAUAAAAUAUAAAACAACAAACUUACAUCAAGAAUAAUAAUGUGUGCACCUACAACAUCACACACACACCACUGACACUUAUCUGAGGUUGAGCAGCUGGACCGCAGAUGACACAAAUGAUUUCAGAAGCUUAUUACUUUUACAUAUUGGCAUGUUUAUAUGAGCUUAAUAAUACAAAUUCUCUCAUUAGUACAUGUUCAGGUAUUGACAAAAUGCAUGUUUUCCUUACUAUUUGUUGAUCAUAGAAAGAAGCUAAAUCCCUCUGUUUUAUACCAAAUAUUUUAGAACAGAUGUGGACAAAACUGUUCAGACUAUUCCUAUCAUGGACAGAGAGAUUGCCAAACCAGCAUAAAAGACUCAUUUGAUGGAUUGUAGUGUUUGAAGUUUAGGAACAUAGUUUCUUCUAACAAAUUAAACCUAGAAGAACAGACACUCAUGCAAACCUGAGAAACCUUUAAAAACUUUCACACUGAGUAUAAUUUGGACCAGUAUACAUGCCGAAAUUUGUCCAUGUUUAAUUGUGAGACAAAUCUUAAGUGGUUAGCCUUGUCUGCUACUGUUUUUGUGCAGUUGUUCCCCCUUAAAACAGGUGCUGAUUGACCAGUCUGUCACUUGGUACCAGUCAAGCAGUGCAUGAAUGAUCUGUCAGUACAUUUACAUUUAUCACUAUUUAUUGCAGGUCUUUUUGCUUCUGUCAUUUUUAAAAUUAAUAAGGUACUCUUACUCAGCUCCAUUAUAAUUUUUUUCUUUUUUUGGUUCCGACUGUACUUGGAUGUAUAAUUGUUCUUCGGGAACUUUCUGUGUAUAAAUGUGUGUGUUCAUGAAGAAAGGCGACUGAAGAAAGCCUCGAUAAUCCUCAAUAUUAAUAUAAUGUUGGUACUUAACCGAAAAACUUUCUUUCUCAAUCACUAUGUGUCACUGUUGAAAGGCUGUUGAUUAGGGUGUGAGAUAUACAUUAGCAUUUUCUUGCCAGUGACAUUAGUUCAUUUAUUUAAAAGUAGUAGAACGCAAAGUCAUAAGAAGAGAGUUAUUUUCUCUAUAUAAUCUGGCUGCACUUUUCUGGCAGUCAUCAUCUUAAUAUUAUCAUUUGAAAAUUAAUAUUUUCCAAAUUAUUUUGCCUAUAAUGCAUUUUCAGGCUCCAGUUUAUUUUCUUUAGAUAUUUUAAGUUUUUUACCUUGUAUAAGGUAUAACUAGCCAGAAUUAUAAUGGCAGCAAGAUUGUAAUAGUACAGAACACAAAUUUUAACAGAUGACAAUUGGAAGAAGUGAGUGACAGAAAAUUGAGUGCUUAUUAAAACAGACUACAAUGCUAGCACAGUUUGAUGAACUGAUGUUAUGUUUAUUGUGUGAUACAGUGCAUCCUGAAUUUCAGCUUUUGAAUCUUUACAUUUUAACUUUAACUGUUGUGAUUUACAUACAUCCAUUCACAUUCUUGUGCACCUGCAAGCAAGCAUAUGCAAAGAAUCUCAUUAGCAACCAUUAGAUACAAUCUCACCAGCAUUGAGAUUAUGAAGUUUCAUUUUUAUGAUUGAUUUUUACCUAUUUUAAACCACUAGACCUCAUCAUGCCAUCUUUGAAUGCUGCCAAGAUAGCAGUAGUAGUCAGAAUUACACAGUAAAUCCCCAGUGUCCAGUGAGCUAAUUGACUGAGCUUCCUAUUAGCAAAGGAAAGUAACCCCCACAAGAUUUCUUUUGAUCAAAAUGUUCCAAAUGGUGUUGUAAGCAUGAAGAUGAAUGUGUUUUUACCAACAUAUACUGUCAUUUAACUAGGUUAUAUAUGUUUAUUGCAAAACUGUACUUACAAUUGUUCAAGACUUUCCCAAAUUACAUUUUUAGUAUUUAUUUAAAUGCUAUGGAGUAGCAGAUAAAUGUUACAAAUUCUGUAUGCAAUUCAUGCAAAGUGACUGAGUAAUUUAAAACUGAUUCAAGGAAAUAAUUUAAUUAUAUAAAACACAUUUGCUUUUGAUUUUUUUUUUUAAAGAAAAUAAAUAUUCCGUGAAAGCAU